GCGUUUGGCGAGGGAAGUGCCACCGUGUCCAAAGUGAGCAUACGUUACUUGAGUCUGUAGACGUCUUGUUUACAGUGGUUGUGCCAGGCCCGUGAAGUCGUGUGGCCAGCAACGUGUUACGGUUUUAUUGCUCACAUUUAUUCUUUCGUUACAAGGGUCAUUAUAUGAAACCUCCAAUCUGGAUCGAGGCGGUAGCAACAGGAAGAAGAAGAUAGAGGAAUUCUCUAGGUCUUCUCGGGAGAAACUAGUCCAGUCGAAGAACAAAAUGUUCUCCAAAUUUACGUCCAUUCUCCAGCAUGCCGUGGAAGCGCUUGCCCCAUCGCUGCCCCUGCAGGAGGACUUUGUCUAUCACUGGAAGGCCAUUACACAUUAUUACAUUGAGACUUCUGAUGACAAAGCUCCAGUCACAGACACCAACAUCCCAUCUCACCUGGAACAGAUGCUGGACAUCCUGACCCAGGAGGAAGGGGAAAGGGAGUCUGGAGAGACAGGACCCUGCAUGGAGUAUCUCCUACACCAUAAGAUCCUGGAGACUCUCUACACCUUGGGCAAGGCUGAUUGUCCUCCGGGGAUGAAGCAGCAGGUGCUUACCUUCUACACAAAGCUGCUAGCACAUAUUCGUCAGCCUCUCCUGCCGCACAUCAAUGUCCACAGACCCGUACAGAAACUGGUUCGUCUGUGUGGGGAGGUGCUGGCUGCUCCUACAGAAAAUGAAGAGAUUCAGUUCCUUUGUAUAGUCUGUGCCAAACUGAAGCAGGACCCAUACCUCGUCAACUUCUUCCUUGAGAACAAGUUGAAGAGACCAGAGACCAAGAGUCCUGAAAGAGCAGGGGAGGUAAAGGAGGAUGUUUUGGCUCCAGACACUGGUCAGUCUCCAGCAGGGGAACAGGCUGACUGCCCAGAGGAGCCACAGGCUGCUGCUGCUGCUGCUGCCGCCUCCACCUCUAGUCCAACAAGCAACAACAAUAACAACAGCAAUUACAAUCUUGUCACCUCCCUGCUCAACCUCACAAAGAGCCCUGAUGGCCGAAUAGUGGUGAAGGCGUGUGAAGGCCUGAUGUUGUUGGUCAGUUUACCAGAGCCGGCUGCUGCCAAGUGUUUAACUGAAAACACCGAGCUCUGUGAGCUUCUGACUGACAGGCUGGUCUCCUUCUAUAAAGCCCUGCCACAGUCCAUGGACCCCUUGGACAUUGAGACAGUGGAGUCGGUCAACUGGGGGCUCGAUGUAUAUAACCUGAAGGAAGACGCUGCUGUCUUUACAGGGAAGAGGGCUCUCAUCUCCUUCCUGUCGUGGCUAGAUUACUGUGACCAACUAAUCAAGGAGGCUCACAAGUCAGCAGCUGUAGUGAUGGCAAAAGCAGUGAGAGAGAGAUUCUUUGUGUCUGUGAUGGAGCCACAGCUUAUGCAGACGUCUGAGGUGGGCAUCCUGACCUCCACAGCCCUGCUGAACAGGAUCAUCAGGCAGGUGACAUCAGAGGCUCUGCUGCAGGAGAUGGUUUACUUCCUGCUGGGGGAGGAGAGAGAGCCAGAGACUCCAGCCACUAUCGCUCAGAAUCCACUCAGACACAGACUGAUUGAGCACUGCGACCACCUGUCAGAUGAGAUCAGCAUCAUGACACUGCGGCUAUUUGAGCAGCUGAUCCAGAAGCCCAACCAGCACAUCCUCCACAGCUUGGUGCUGCGGAGCCUGGAGGAGAGGAACUACCUGGAGAACAAGCCGCAGGAGGAGCGGGAGCCCCUGGAGAACGGCCAGCCCCAUGAUGCUGUAGACCUUGAGGAGGAUCCACUGUUCGGUGACGACCUCUCUCCAGAGAACAGGUUGUCUGGUUCUGAUUGGCUCAGCUCCUCUCCACAGCAGAGUCCUGACCACGCUAAGUCUGACGGGAAGACAGAGGUCCACAAGAUUGUCAACAGUUUCCUGUGUUUGGUGCCUGAUGAGGCCAAGUCAUCGUAUCAUGUUGAAGGCACAGGGUAUGACACCUACCUCAGAGAUGCACACAGACAGUUCAGGGACUAUUGUGGGGUCUGCCAGCGGUGGGACUGGAGAGGAAAUCCAAAGCCUCUUGAGAAAUGUAACUUGGACAUUGCGUUCUUUGAAGGCCAUUUCCUCAAGGUUCUUUUCGACAGGAUGGGUCGCAUCCUCGAUCAGCCCUACGAUGUUAACCUGCAGGUGACCGCUGUGCUGUCCAAGCUGUCUUUGUUACCACACCCCCACUUGCACGAGUACCUGCUGGACCCUUAUAUCAGCCUGGCCCCUGGCUGCAGGUCUCUGUUCUCUGUCAUUGUCAGGGUGGUGGGAGAUCUCAUGUUGAGGAUUCAUCGCAUCCCAGACUUCACACCCAAACUGCUGCUCGUGAGGAAGAGAUUAUUAGGUCUAGAGCCAGAGGGCAUCAAUAUCGACCACAUGACUCUGCUGGAGGGGGUGAUCGUGCUAGAGGAGUUCUGCAAAGAGCUGGCAGCCAUCGCCUUUGUCAAAUACCAUGCAGCUGCGUCCUCCUCACCGUAAUCUUUCCUGCUGCUCAUCCAUCUGCCUCGGCCAGGCAGACAGGUCAUGAUAAAACUGGGCCUUUGGGGUGUGGUGCUACCGGUGGCACAGGGUCGGCAAAACAUUACCACUAAUUGCUCAUCCCUGCAAGACUGUUAAUGCCCACACCGAUGGGUUUCAUCACUCCCCCUCUUCUGGCCUCUCGGGCUCCACCAGAAAAAGUCUUUGGUCUUGUUUUUGAGCAGGUCAGAGCACAGACACUGCCCAGCCGGCAGGGGAAUAGGAGGAGGAGGAGGAGGGGCAGAGAGAUUUUCACUGGACUUUUUUCAGCCUCUGCAUUUUCUCUCACUGCCCCACCCCCUUCCAUCUUUCCUUCUCACCAGCCAAAAAAUGAAAGCCCUGUAAUUAUUAUGUCAAGGAGAAAAGAUGUUUGUGUAUUUAUUUCCUCUCCCAUUGUCACCCAUUUGUAAACGUCAUUGCCUUAGUGUGGUGUCACACCUUUCAGUUACAGAAAAUUGUUUCCUUUUGAAACAUUUUUAUCUUAACCCCUCACGUUGUCUGUUUGAAGACAAGAGGCUGCAGAGACCCACCCAGAGUCCACGACCCUCAGCCCUGUAGUUACAUGAAUAGUGAGCUGCAGUAUUUACGAUACUGCACUCAUUUUAAAUGCCAAGUCCUUUUAUUUAUUUGUUUGCUUUCAGGUUGCCUUUUUAACUAAUGUCAUAUUAAGAUGGAACGAAUUUAAAACAGUCAAAGUCAUGACUGACUAAGCGGAUGCUAUUUACUUUGUUUGUUUUCCUCGUCUUUCCUUCGUUUGUCUUUAAGUGCUUGUGCUGUCAAAGCUCAUCUGUAAUCACCGUCACCCAAAGACAUCACCAUCCAUCACAUUUUGCUCAAUGAAAUGGUGAAUUUUGCAAGUUAUGUGAAUUUGCACAUGGACCUCAUUACAUUGCACUUGUUACAUUAUUCAAGUUUCUUCAUGCUUUUAGUUUUUUUGGUUGGCGUUCAGGAAAUGUCAGGUUGGCAUUUAUGGAAAAAGAUACCUUGAUUUUGAUUCUGCUUAAGUUUUUGUUCCGAAAUGUCGUUCUACGGACACAGUGUUGCAUUUCUCACACAUCAGUAUUCGUUUUGUGUAAAAGACCAUGGUAGGGUGCAGAGGGAGAUAACCUUGAUUUUAUUUAAUUACAGCUGUGGUUUCUGGAUCAGAUUGUUGUAUUUAUUUGAAAUCAUCCAGUAAUUCACCAGAAAAAAAACAAAAAAUUAGAAGAAAGUCUAAAAAAAAAAAAACAUUUUUGCGGUGCACACCCCCAGUGACCCCCCAGUAAAUGAUGAUGAAAUAUACUCACGGUGCUGUGUAUUGCUGGAACAGGUUGUCGGGUUGCACGUUACCUGGAUAUCUCAGUCGGAAACUAUAAAUCUCAUCUCAUCUCACAGAUCAGAGAUUCCAGUUAGUCUAAAUUAAGAUGCUACUUUUUGUAACUUAGGUUCUCAUCUUAUGUUCCCAGUGUGAAUAUUUCCAUGAUUGGUGGGUUGGUAUGUUUGGCGACGAGCUUAUUUAGGUGUGUGUGACGACUUAAUGCGGUGGAGAAUGGGCAGAGUCGUUCAUUGAAGCCCCCACCCCCCUUUCUCUCUUCUGGUCCCACCUUUAACUCAUAUCACUCAAGCACCUAAGCUACAUUAUGCAACGGCUUGCAUGGAAUCAGAUUUGCACAUUGUCUUUCUUCAUCCUUGUUCAUAUUGUAAAUAUACACAACAAAAAGCUUUUGUUUGUUUGCUUUCCAAAUGUUUUGUUUCAUAAACCAAAAACAAAAUCUAGCCUGAACCAGGAGUAACAUUUCUAUUUUAAUGGGAAACUUUUUUUAAAUUGUCAAUCAUGCACAUUUUUUAAUCAACUAUCUUUCCAACUUUUUCUGUACAGUUGUAUAUUGUAUGUGUACAAUAGCAAUAGAGAUAUACUACCUGGUGUAAAUGCAUGCUUAUACAUUAUUUUUCUUUGUUUAAAGAAAGGAGAAAAAAAAGGCAGUCCAGCCAUCUGUGAUGAUUUCUUAGCUGUCAGCACUUUGUUCUGACAGGGAGAUAUGAUGCCUUACUUCACACUGUGGAUCUCUGAGGACUCCUAGAAUCGAUGUGUAAGGGGUUUCUGCUUCACUACAGUUUGUUGUGAUCUUAUUAUGCUUCUCUUGUGUUACAUAGACUUUAUUUGGUUCGUGAAGAUGUACAGGACUCUCGGUAUAGUCAAAAAAUCUGAUGCCAACUGAUUUCUUUCCUUGUGUCGGCUUAGACCAAUCACUGUAUCAUUGUGCUGCAUUUCAUCACGUUCAUCGCUUCUUUCCUCUGGUGUGAAACGGGAUGAGUCUCAUUACACUUCUUCUAUCUCAUGGCCAGUUUGAUUAUGUGAUUGUGCAAUGCAUAACUGAAACAUUAAGGUAAUGUGCAUGCUCACUCCUCCUGCCUCCCAGUGCUUCACAGAGUAAUAAGAAGCGAUCACUGCAGUUCAUUUAUUCCUCAUCAGCCGUCUUCAUUUCAUCACUGCUGUUAUACACAUGUAUUAGGUCUCAUUCAGGACAAUAUGGUUUUGUUUAACAUUCUCCGUCCCAAUUAAAAAAAAAAAAAAAAGCUCUCCAGCAGAUGUGGUCAUUCUUUGAACAGUUCACUGUGUUUUAUCUUGUUUUUUAUUACAAAAUGUCUGUACAACAAAACAAAAAUACACAAAAUAACCACUUCUUUCAGUGACAAGGUGAAAACCACAAAUUCUGUUCAAUCUCCUUUUAAAAAAAAAAUCUUUCCUCUCAACCACCAGAUAAAAUGGGACAAUUGAAAGUC
Messenger RNA from Seriola aureovittata, 5308 nucleotides. It is a transcript of the gene fhip2a, whose product is annotated as FHF complex subunit HOOK interacting protein 2. Bases 266 to 2506 code for a protein of 746 amino acids. The transcript has 17 exons. NCBI's taxonomy places the organism in Eukaryota, Metazoa, Chordata, Actinopteri, Carangiformes, Carangidae. The record is from RefSeq and is a predicted model, not a curated record.